AUGGUGACGCUCCUGCACUACCGUCUCAAGGUCACCUUGAACGACGGCCGUCAGCUCGUUGGCCAGAUGCUCGCGUACGACAAGCACAUGAACUUCGUGCUGGCCGAGUGUGAGGAGUUCAGGACGAUCAAGGGAAAGAAGACCAAGGAGCACGCGGCCGGUGAGCCCACUCCUACCGUGCAGCAGAAGCGCACGCUCGGCCUUGUCAUCCUGCGCGGCGAGACCAUCGUCAGCGUGUCCGUCGAGGGCCCUCCGCCCUCGGCGCCCGACGGACCCGGUAUCGCCGCUGGUCCCGGUCGCGGUGUGCCCGCUGGCCGUGGCAUGCCCCUCGGCGGCGGCGCCGCCCAGCCUCCUGCCAUGGCCGCCCGUCCCAUGCCCUAUGCUCGCCCACCACCUGGCUUCCCCGCCGGCAUGCCCCCAGGCUUCCCCGGCGCAGUGCCCCCCGGCAUGCCCCCUCCCGGCAUGCUUCCUCCUGGUAUGCCUCCUGGAUUCCGCCCGCCCGCCGCUGGCGGCUUCUCGGCCUCGCAGAUGCCUCCGGGAUUCCCCGCCCGCCCACCGCAAUAA
Messenger RNA from Apiotrichum porosum, 564 nucleotides. RefSeq lists its product as uncharacterized. Gene Ontology annotation, cellular component: catalytic step 2 spliceosome; U2 snRNP; cytoplasm. The record is from RefSeq and is a predicted model, not a curated record. Gene Ontology annotation, biological process: mRNA splicing, via spliceosome. Gene Ontology annotation, molecular function: RNA binding. The coding region runs from base 1 to 564 and encodes 187 amino acids. NCBI's taxonomy places the organism in Eukaryota, Fungi, Basidiomycota, Tremellomycetes, Trichosporonales, Trichosporonaceae. The transcript is spliced from 4 exons.